UAUUGUUCAACAUAUUGAGAAAAAUAUAUGUUCCUCGAAUGACACAUACAAGUUUUUUCUGGCAACAAAAGUUCACAUUUAAGGUUCAUAUUUUGUUUCAAAAAUUGACAUGACAUAAUUAAUAAUGGUGAACAGUUACACAUUUGUGGUGGAGAUAAAUUAGGAAACCACAUUACCCAGCAUCCUUGUCGUGCGCCUGCGCAGAACUCACUUUGCAGCUAAUGAGUUGUUGAGGGAUGCAACGCUCCAUAGCAACAUCAGUACCAGCGGAGGAGCGCUGUAGCGGACGACCUGGGAGAUAUAUCCUGAGAAUAUCUGAAACAGGUGCUGCAUGCGGACAGCAUGGACGACCAGAAGGAGUCACUGAGGAAGAUUAUCACUACGCUGGCUCUGAAGAAUGAGGAAAUUCAGAAUUUUAUCUGCUGUCUAAAGCAGAGUCUAGAGAACCUAGAGGCGAAUUCAAACCGAGUGCAGGAGGAUCUGGAGUCAGAGUUUACUUCUCUGCAUGCUGUCCUGGAUGAACUGAAAGAGGUCAUGGUCACACGAAUCAAACAGGAAAGAGCCAGUCGCACAUAUGAGCUACAGAGUCAGUUGAGUGCAUGCACCAAAGCCCUAGAGAGCUCAGAGGAGCUGCUGGAAUUAGCCAAUCAGACGCUCUGCUCAUCUGAGAAUGACAGCUUCACUGAGGCUGCCAAAGAGAUAAAGGAUAGUGUGACUAUGGCUCCAGCAUUUCGUCUGUCCCUGAAAGCAAAGGCCAGUGACAGUAUGAAUCACAUGAUGGUGGACUUCUCUCAGGAAAGAAAAAUGCUACAGGCCAUCACAUUUCUUCCAGUGCCUGCUACACCAGAAAUACACGUGGCUGAAUGCCAGGUGUUUGAUAACACAGUCACAGUGGUGUGGACCUUACCUGGACCCGACUCCAAAAUCGACCACUACAUCCUGGAAUAUCGGAGAACAAAUCAUGAAGGUCCUCCUCGGGCUCGAGAAGACCACCCCUGGAUGGUGGUGGAAGGGAUAAAGGAGACUGAGUACACAAUCACGGGCCUUCGUUUUGAUACGCGUUACAUGACCUUUAGAGUGAAGGCAUGCAAUAAAGCUGUGGCGGGUGAAUUCUCAGAGCUGGUUACUCUAGAAACACAUGCGUUCGUCUUCAAACUGGACGCAGGUUCAGCCCAUCAGAACCUGAAGGUGGAGGAUCUCAGCGUGGAAUGGGACAGCAGCGGUGGGAAGGUGGCUGUCCAGGACAUCCGUAAGGAGAAGAACAGGACCAGCUCUCCCAUGCACUCUCCUGCCAGGACAGCCAUGAUGUCCCCCAAAAGAGCUCCAUCUGCUAGAGUGGGCCGGGACCGCUUCACAGCAGAGUCCUACACUGUCUUAGGAGACACAAUGAUCGAUGCAGGGCAGCAUUACUGGGAGGUACGGUUUGAUAAGGAGAGUAAGGUGUUUGCAGCAGGAGUCGCUUUGCGGUCUCUAGGACGCUUUGAUCAGUUGGGGAAGAGUAACGCUUCCUGGUGCAUCCACCUUAACAACUGGCUUCAGCAGAGCCUCACAGCCAAGCACAAUAAUAAAGCCAGAACACUGGACUGCCCCAUUCCCGACCGCAUCGGCAUUUACUGCAACUACGAAGAAGGCACAUUGUCUUUUUACAACUCUAGAACCAAAACUCUUCUUCAUACCUUCAGAACCAAGUUCCAGCAGCCUGUUAUACCAGCCUUUAUGGUGUGGAAUGGGAGUUUCUCAGUACAGACGGGCCUUCAGGUUUGGAGAACAUCUGGCAACCCUGACAUAACACUGGUCCAACAAAGCCUGGAGACUCUUCCUAUCAUCAGUAGGUCUUCCCAGCCCUGGGGGAGAGCUGCUCUAGUUUGCUUUCCUCCAUUCCUAUUAGCUCACUCAUAUGGAUCCUGUGCCUUUCAGUGUCCUGGCAUAAUGAGGUAUUACUCUGUUUCAACAUGCUAACAGCUUUAAUAGCCUUGUCUUCUUGUGUAUAUCACUAUGGCCAAAAGUUAUGUUUUUUGUAGCAUUUGUUUAUUCAUAUCACAGUAUUUGAGCCACAUUUGAAGUUAUUUUAGUGCAGCAGCAGCAUGUUGGUGUUAUUGUUUGAAAUCUCAAACGAAACUGUAUUAUAUUUACACACUGAAUGUCUUUAAUUAUAUGCCUCGAAUUCUGCUUCAGUAGCUGCUUCCGUAAACUUUUUAAAUAUACAGUAUCAGAAUAGCACAAUAAUCUUAAGCUUAAUCAUAGAAAUCAAAUGUUUUUUAAAGAAUGGAAGGAACCAUUUGGUUGUGCACGGUGUGUGUGUGUCUGUGUGUGUCUCCAUGUUCAUAAUCCGUCACCCAGAAAGGUACUUUUCAGUGUUCUUGAUGCAAAUAUUACCAAACUUGAUUUCUUUUUGUAUGCCUGUUGCAAUUACAUAUUACUGAUCACAGAAAACAGUGAUUUUAGUUAUUUUUGCCACAUUGCCGAGGGAUAGUUCACCCAAAACUAAAAAAAAUUCUGUUACAUGUUUUUCCAAACUAACUCUGUGUCUAUGGAACACACAAUACAUUUUGAAAAAUGCUAUAGCUUUCAAGUUUAAUAAAGGACAUGACAUUUUCAGCUGGUAGUUUUGGGUAAGAAACUGCAUUUUUAGUCAGUAGAUACUGAAAAUCUCUCUUCCAGUGAACGGUUCAUUCAAACCAUUGCAAACAGUCAGUGAGUCAUUUGAACUCAGCUGAAUUGGAUUAACUGAUUCAUUGCAAAGAGCCGAUUCAAAAGAAUGAUUAAUUCAUGAUAUGAAUCUCUUACUUUCAUUAAGAGAGCAAGAUUUUUCAGACUGUUUAUCACACAAAGCUAUCAGAUGACUUUCUAAAGAAUAUAACGAACAAGAUGUACUGUAUGGACCAAAAAGCUUGAAAGCUCCACAUUGUAUUUGAAUUGGAAAACAAACAUAUACAGUUUUAGAACAACAUGUGUGUGUUCAAUGACAGAUCUUUUUUUUUUAUUAUUGUUGGCUGAUCUAAUAUAAUCUGCAAUGCUUUUAGUCAAACACCUGAACAUUUUAAACAUUACUGUUUCAAACUGAAGUCAACCUGUAAAAUUGUGCUAUUACACUACCUGUCACGUCAAUAAAACAAAUGCCAAACA
Molecule: messenger RNA, 3126 nt
Organism: Carassius auratus (goldfish)
Lineage: Eukaryota; Metazoa; Chordata; Actinopteri; Cypriniformes; Cyprinidae
Product: fibronectin type III and SPRY domain-containing protein 1
Exons: 14
Coding region: 343-1959 (538 amino acids)
Biological process (GO): regulation of mitotic spindle organization; regulation of cell division
Cellular component (GO): microtubule
Molecular function (GO): microtubule binding
Source: RefSeq, a predicted model, not a curated record